CCCAACUUUUCUGAAAGUCUCCGAACUCCAAGCUCCGGGACCGCUGGACAGACUGACAGACAGAAGGAGGGCCUGGAGGGGAACCGACCGAGGACCCAUACGGGCAGGGAUGGAGUGGGCCUCCGGGGAACACAGGAGGGCCUGGGGGGGACAGCGUGUACACCAGAAGCCUGGACUGGACCUGCUGCUGAGUGUGCUGGCUGCUAGCUUGGCGCAGGUCCUGGCCUUGACCCCAGAUAUGCCAGGCUGCUCAAGGGGAAGCUGCUACCCAGCCACUGGAGACCUGCUGGUGGGUCGCGCAGACAGACUGACUGCCUCAUCCACCUGCGGCCUGCGCGGCCCCCAGCCCUACUGCAUCGUCAGUCACCUGCAGGACGAGAAGAAGUGCUUCCUAUGUGACUCCCGGCACCCAUUCUCUGCUCGUGACAACCCUCAGAGCCAUCGUAUCCAGAAUGUUGUCACCAGCUUUGCACCACAGCGCCGGGCAGCCUGGUGGCAGUCAGAGAAUGGUGUCCCUGUGGUCACCAUCCAGCUGGACCUGGAGGCUGAGUUCCAUUUCACACACCUAAUUAUGACCUUCAAGACAUUUCGCCCUGCUGCCAUGUUGGUGGAGCGUUCGGCAGACUUUGGCCGCACCUGGCAUGUGUACCGAUACUUCUCCUAUGACUGUGGGGCUGACUUCCCAGGAGUCCCGCUGGCCCCUCCACGGCACUGGGAUGAUGUGGUCUGUGAGUCCCGUUAUUCAGAGAUUGAACCAUCCACUGAAGGCGAGGUCAUCUACCGUGUGCUGGAUCCUGCCAUCCCUAUCCCAGACCCCUACAGCCCACGGAUCCAGAAUCUGCUGAAGAUCACCAAUCUACGGGUGAACCUGACUCGGCUGCAUACACUGGGGGACAACCUGCUUGACCCACGGCGGGAGAUCCGUGAGAAGUACUAUUAUGCCCUCUAUGAGUUGGUCGUGCGUGGUAACUGCUUCUGCUAUGGACAUGCCUCACAGUGUGCACCCGCCCCAGGGGCACCAGCCCAUGCUGAGGGCAUGGUGCAUGGGGCAUGCGUCUGCAAGCACAAUACUCGUGGCCUCAAUUGUGAGCAGUGCCAGGAUUUCUAUCAUGACCUGCCCUGGUAUCCAGCUGAGGACAGCCAUAGUCAUGCCUGCAGGAAGUGCGAGUGCCACGGGCACUCCCACAGCUGCCACUUCGACAUGGCCAUGUACCUAGCAUCUGGCAAUGUGAGUGGAGGCGUGUGUGAUGCAUGUCAGCACAACACAGCUGGACGCCACUGUGAAUUCUGCCGGCCCUUCUUUUAUCGUGACCCAACCAAGGACCUGCGGGACCCUGCCGUGUGCUGCUCCUGUGAUUGUGAUCCCAUGGGUACCCAAGAUGGCGGUCGCUGUGAUCCCCAUGAUGACCCUGCACUGGGGCUGGUCUCAGGCCAGUGUCGCUGCAAAGAGCAUGUGGUGGGUGCUCGCUGCCAGCAAUGCCGUGAUGGCUUCUUUGGACUCAGUGCCAGUGACCCUCGAGGCUGCCAGCGGUGUCAGUGUGAUGCACGGGGCACAGUGCCUGGAGGCACUCUUUGCGACCCCGACAAUGGAACCUGUUUCUGCAAGCGUCUAGUGAUAGGACGUGGCUGUGACCGCUGCUUGCCUGGCCACUGGGGUCUGAGCCACGACCUGCUCGGCUGCCGCCCGUGUGACUGCGACGUGGGUGGUGCCCUGGAUCCCCAGUGCGACGAGGCCACGGGUCAGUGCCGCUGCCGCCAGCACAUGGUCGGGCGACGCUGUGAGCAGGUGCAGCCGGGCUUCUUCCGGCCCUUCCUGGACUACCUUACUUGGGAGGCCGAGGACGCCGGAGGACAGAGACCGCUUGACUUGGUGGAACGUGUGGCGACCCCAGGGGGAUCUCCUUCCUGGACGGGCCCUGGGUUUGUGCGGCUGCGAGAAGGCCAGGCACUCGAAUUCUUGGUGGCCUCUGUGCCGCGGGCCAUGGACUAUGAUGUGUUGCUGCGCUUGGAGCCCCAGGUACCUGAACAGUGGGCAGAGAUAGAACUGACUGUGCAGCGCCCACAGCCUGUGUCACCCAGCAGCAGGUGUGGGCACGUGCUGCCUGAGGAUGACCGCAUCAGAGGAACUCUGCAACCAGACACCAGGUACAUGGUGCUUCCUAGUCCUGUCUGCCUUGAGCCUGGCAUCUCCUACAAGCUAAUUCUGGAGCUUGUGCGAGCAGGAGGAAGCACCCAGCCUGGGAACUCCUACUCUGGACCUGGCCUGCUCAUUGACUCGUUGGUGCUGCUGCCCCGUGUCCUGGUGCUGGAAAUGUUUAGUGGGGGUGAUGCUGCUGCCUUGGAGCGCCAUGCUACCUUUGAACACUACCGCUGUCACGAGGAGGGUCUGGUGCCCAGCAAGACUCCCCCCUCUGAGACCUGUGCCCCCCUCCUCAUCAGCCUAUCUACCCUGCUCUAUAACGGAGCCCUGCCCUGUCAGUGUGACCCCCAGGGCUCAGUGAGUUCUGAGUGCCAUCCCCAUGGUGGUCAGUGCCUGUGCAAACCUGGAGUGGCGGGGCGCCGCUGUGACCUCUGUGCCCCCGGCUACUAUGGCUUUGGCCCCAUGGGCUGUCGAGCCUGCCAGUGCAGCCCUGAGGGGGCACUUAGAGGCCUAUGUGAAGGGACCAGUGGGCAAUGCCCCUGCCGAACUGGUGCCUUUGGUCUUCGCUGUGACCGCUGCCGACGUGGCCAGUGGGGCUUCCCUAGCUGCCGACCCUGUGUCUGCAAUGGGCAUGCAGAUGAAUGUGACACCCACACAGGAACUUGCCUGGGAUGCCGUGAUCACACAGGGGGUGAGCACUGUGAAAGAUGCAUUGCUGGCUUCCAUGGGGACCCGCGACUGCCGUAUGGGGGCCAAUGCCGGCCUUGCCCUUGCCCUGAAGGUCCUGGGAGCCUGCGGCACUUUGCCACUUCUUGCCACCGGGAUGGGUACUCCCAGCAGGUUGUGUGCCACUGCAGGGCAGGCUACACAGGGCCACGGUGUGAAACUUGUGCCCCUGGGUACUUUGGGGAUCCAUCGAGGCCAGGUGGCCAGUGCCAACUGUGUGAGUGCAGUGGGAACAUUGACCCUGUGGACCCUGAUGCCUGUGACCCCCACACGGGGCAAUGCCUGCGCUGCCUACACCACACAGAGGGGCCACACUGUGCCCAUUGUAAGACUGGCUUCUAUGGGCAGGCCGCCCGACAGAGCUGUCACCGCUGCACCUGCAACCUGUUGGGCACAGAUCCCCAGCAGUGCUCAUCCACUGAUCGGUGCCACUGUGACCCAAGCAGUGGACAGUGCCCAUGCCUCCCCAAUGUCCAGGGCCUAAGCUGUGACCGCUGUGCCCCCCAAUUCUGGAACCUCACCAGUGGUCAUGGGUGCCAGCCCUGUACCUGCCACCAAAGCCGGGCCAUAGGCCCCACCUGCAAUGAGUUCACAGGACAAUGUCACUGCCGUGCUGGCUUUGGUGGGCAGACCUGUUCGGAGUGCCAGGAACUCCACUGGGGAGACCCUGCAUUGCAGUGCCGUGCCUGUGACUGUGACCUUCGUGGAAUAGACACACUUCAGUGUCACCAUUCCACAGGCCACUGCAGCUGUCGCACCGGUGUGUCUGGUGUGCGCUGUGACCAGUGUGCCCGGGGCUUCUCGGGUGUCUUUCCUGCCUGUCAUCCCUGCCAUGCAUGCUUCGGGGACUGGGACCGAGUGGUACAGGACUUGGCUGUCCGUACACAGCGCCUGGAACAGUGGGCACAGGAGCUGCAGCAGACAGGUGUGCUGGGCGCCUUUGAGAGCAGCUUCAGGAACAUGAAGGAGAAGGUGGACACUAUACAGGGCAUCGUGGGUGCCCGCAACACCUCAGCUGCUUCCAUCGCACAGCUUGUAGAGGCCACAGAGGAGCUGCGGCGUGAAAUUGGGGAGGCCACUGAGCACCUGACCCAGCUAGAGGCAGAGAUGACAGAUGUGCAGGAUGAGAACUUCAAUGCCAACCAUGCACUAAGCAGGCUGGAACGGGAUGGGCUUGCUCUUAAUCUCACACUGCGGCAGCUCAGUCAACAUCUGGACCUGCUCAAGCAUUCAAACUUCCUGGGUGCCUAUGACAGCAUCCGCCACGCCCACAGCCAGUCUGCAGAGGCAGAACGUCGUGCCAACAGCUCAGCCCUGGCAGUGCGCAGCCCUGUGAGCAGCUCAGCAGUUACCCGGCAACGGGCAGAAAUGCUGAUGGGUGCCCAGAGGGAGAACUUCAACCGCAAGCAUGUGGCCAACCAGCAGGCACUGGAUGAGCUUUCUGCCCGUACCCACACCCUUAGCCUGACAAGCACAAAUGAACUGGUGUGUGGGGCUCCGGGGGAUGCACCCUGUGCUACAAGCCCUUGUGGAGGUGCAGGCUGUCGGGAUGAAGAUGGGCAGCCUCGCUGUGGGGGCCUCAGCUGCCAUGGGGCAGCAGCCACGGCAGACCUGGCGCUGGGCCGGGCCAGGCACACUCAGGCAGAGCUGCAGCGGGCACUGGCAGAAGGUGGUGGCAUCCUCAGCCAGGUGGCUGAGACACGUCGGCAGGCAGGCGAGGCACAGCAGCAGGCACGGGCAGCCCUGGACAAGGCUAAUGCUACCAGGGGACAGGUGGAGCAGGCCAACCAGGAGCUGCGGGAACUUAUCCAGAGCGUGAAGGAUUUCCUAAGCCAGGAGGGAGCUGAUCCUGAUAGCAUUGAGAUGGUAGCCACCCGGGUGCUUGAGCUCUCCAUCCCAGCCUCACCUGAGCAAAUCCAGCACCUUGCAGGUGCAAUUGCAGAGCGGGUUCGGAGCCUGGCAGAUGUGGACACAAUCCUGGCGCGUACUGUAGGAGAUGUGCGUCGGGCUGAGCAGCUACUGAAGGAUGCACAACGGGCACGGACCCAGGCUGAGGGUGAGAGACAGAAGGCGGAGACCGUGCAGGCAGCACUGGAGGAGGCCCGACGGGCACAGGGUGCUGCCCAUGGUGCCAUACAGGGGGCAGCAGUGAACACACAGAACGCAGAGCAGACAUUGCACCAGGUGCAAGAGAGGGUGGCAGGUACAGAACAGGCACUGAGCUCUGCAGGUGAGCGAGCUCGGCAACUAGAUGCACUCCUGGAGGCUCUGAAACUGAAACGAGCAGGGAACAGUCUGGCAGCCUCUCAGGCUGAAGAAACAGCAGACAGUGCCCAGGGUCGCGCCCGAGAGGCUGAGCAGCUCUUGCAGGGCCCACUGAGUGACCAGUACCAGACAGUGAGGGCGCUGGCUGAACGCAAGGCACAGGGUCUCCUGGCUGCGCAGGUGCGGGCAGAGCAACUGCGGGAUGAAGCUCAGGUCCUGUUGCAGGCUGCUCAGGACAAGCUGCAGCGGCUGCAGGAGCUGGAGGGUACCUAUGAAGAGAAUGAGCGUGCUCUGGAAGGCAAGGCAGCCCAGCUGGACGGGCUGGAGGCCAGGAUGCGCAACGUGCUUCAAGCCAUCAACCUGCAGGUCCAGAUCUACAAUACCUGCCAGUGACCCCUGCCCAGGGCCUACCCCAGCACCUAGCCCCAUCCCUCACGCAUACUGUGUCUGCAUAUGGAAGAGCUCCCAGCCCUGUAGGGCCCCCAAUAAACCGGUUGAACUCCUA
Molecule: messenger RNA, 5636 nt
Organism: Choloepus didactylus (southern two-toed sloth)
Lineage: Eukaryota; Metazoa; Chordata; Mammalia; Pilosa; Megalonychidae
Gene: LAMB2
Product: laminin subunit beta 2
Exons: 33
Coding region: 110-5524 (1804 amino acids)
Biological process (GO): cell migration; basement membrane assembly; substrate adhesion-dependent cell spreading
Cellular component (GO): laminin trimer
Molecular function (GO): integrin binding; extracellular matrix structural constituent
Source: RefSeq, a predicted model, not a curated record